AUGUCUGUUCGAUACAGCUCAAGCAAGCACUACUCUUCCUCCCGCAGUGGAGGAGGAGGAGGAGGAGGAGGAGGAGGAGGGUCAUCCCUAAGAAUUUCGAGCAGCAAAGGCUCCCUUGGUGGAGGAUUUAGCUCAGGGGGGUUCAGUGGUGGCUCUUUUAGCCGUGGGAGCUCUGGUGGGGGCUGCUUUGGGGGCUCAUCAGGUGGCUAUGGAGGAUUAGGAGGUUUUGGUGGAGGUAGCUUUCGUGGAAGCUAUGGAAGUAGCAGCUUUGGUGGGGGUUAUGGAGGCAGCUUUGGAGGGGGCAGUUUCGGAGGUGGCAGCUUUGGUGGGGGCAGCUUUGGUGGAGGCAGCUUUGGAGGAGGCUUUGGUGGUGGAUUUGGAGGAGAUGGUGGCCUUCUCUCUGGAAAUGAAAAAGUAACCAUGCAGAAUCUGAAUGACCGCCUGGCUUCCUACUUGGACAAAGUUCGGGCUCUGGAAGAAUCAAACUAUGAGCUGGAAGGCAAAAUCAAGGAGUGGUAUGAAAAGCAUGGCAACUCACAUCAGGGGGAGCCUCGUGACUACAGCAAAUACUACAAAACCAUCGAUGACCUUAAAAAUCAGAUUCUCAACCUAACAACUGAUAAUGCCAACAUCCUGCUUCAGAUCGACAAUGCCAGGCUGGCAGCUGAUGACUUCAGGCUGAAGUAUGAGAAUGAGGUAGCUCUGCGCCAGAGCGUGGAAGCUGACAUCAACGGCCUGCGUAGGGUGCUGGAUGAGCUGACCCUGACCAAGGCUGACCUGGAGAUGCAGAUUGAGAGCCUGACUGAAGAGCUGGCCUAUCUGAAGAAGAACCACGAGGAGGAAAUGAAAGACCUUCGAAAUGUGUCCACUGGUGAUGUGAAUGUGGAAAUGAAUGCUGCCCCGGGUGUUGAUCUGACUCAACUUCUGAAUAACAUGAGAAGCCAAUAUGAACAACUUGCUGAACAAAACCGCAAAGAUGCUGAAGCCUGGUUCAAUGAAAAGAGCAAGGAACUGACUACAGAAAUUGAUAAUAACAUUGAACAGAUAUCCAGCUAUAAAUCUGAGAUUACUGAAUUGAGACGUAAUGUACAAGCUCUGGAGAUAGAACUACAGUCCCAACUGGCCUUGAAACAAUCCCUGGAAGCCUCCUUGGCAGAAACAGAAGGUCGCUACUGUGUGCAGCUCUCACAGAUUCAGGCCCAAAUAUCCGCUCUGGAAGAACAGUUGCAACAGAUUCGAGCUGAAACCGAGUGCCAGAAUACUGAAUACCAACAACUCCUGGAUAUUAAGAUCCGACUGGAGAAUGAAAUUCAAACCUACCGCAGCCUGCUAGAAGGAGAGGGAAGUUCCGGAGGCGGCGGACGCGGCGGCGGAAGUUUCGGCGGCGGCUACGGCGGCGGCCACGGCGGCAGUUCCGGCGGCGGCUACGGCGGCAGUUCCGGCGGCGGCUACGGAGGCGGAAGCUCCGGCGGCGGAAGCUCCGGCGGCGGCUACGGGGGCGGAAGCUCCGGCGGCGGCCACGGGGGCGGAAGCUCCGGCGGCGGCCACGGCGGCAGUUCCAGCGGCGGCUACGGGGGUGGCAGUUCCGGCGGCGGCGGCGGCAGCAGCUCCGGCGGCGGAUACGGCGGCGGCAGCAGCAGCUCCGGCGGCGGAUACGGCGGCGGCAGCUCCAGUGGAGGCCACAAGUCCUCCUCUUCCGGGUCCGUGGGCGAGUCUUCAUCUAAGGGACCAAGGUCAGCAGAAACUAGCUGGGAUACUAACAAAACCAGAGUAAUCAAGACAAUUAUUGAAGAGGUGGCGCCCGACGGUAGAGUCCUUUCAUCUAUGGUUGAAUCAGAAACCAAGAAACACUACUAUUAAACUGCACCAAGAGGAAAGAGUCUCCCUUCACACAGACCAUUAUUUGCAGGUGCAUGGAAAACAAAGUCUCCAAGAAAACACUUCUGUCUUGAUGGUCUAUGGAAAUAGACCUUGAAAAUAAGGUGUCUACAAGGUGUUUUGUGGUUUCUGUAUUUCUUCUUUUCACUUUACCAGUAAGUGUUCUUUAAUGGAAAGAAAAACAAGUUUCUGUUCUCAUUUACUAAUGAAUUUCAAUAAACUUUCUUACUGAUGCAAACUA
Messenger RNA from Gorilla gorilla gorilla (western lowland gorilla), 2119 nucleotides. RefSeq names its product keratin 10 (gene KRT10). NCBI's taxonomy places the organism in Eukaryota, Metazoa, Chordata, Mammalia, Primates, Hominidae. Gene Ontology annotation, cellular component: cytoskeleton; keratin filament. Gene Ontology annotation, biological process: epidermis development; intermediate filament organization; epithelial cell differentiation. The record is from RefSeq and is a predicted model, not a curated record. The coding region runs from base 1 to 1860 and encodes 619 amino acids. Gene Ontology annotation, molecular function: structural constituent of skin epidermis. The transcript is spliced from 8 exons.